Molecule: messenger RNA, 6487 nt
Organism: Cydia splendana
Lineage: Eukaryota; Metazoa; Arthropoda; Insecta; Lepidoptera; Tortricidae
Gene: Mhcl
Product: unconventional myosin-XVIIIa
Exons: 17
Coding region: 145-4797 (1550 amino acids)
Biological process (GO): actomyosin structure organization
Cellular component (GO): cytoplasm; myosin II complex; myosin filament
Molecular function (GO): actin filament binding
Source: RefSeq, a predicted model, not a curated record
GCGGCUGAAGUGACAUUGACUUUCUUGUCUCGGGACUGAUAGCGGCGCAGCCAGCCUGCGCCCGCGUCGUCGGCACAUGUCGGCCGCUCGCUGCCUCGCGCGCGCGCAUCUACGCUGCGACCGCCCGCGUGCCGGGCCCGCGCCAUGCCCGCAGUGAAAGUAUUCAACAUAUUCGGCGGACAGAAGCCGUCCGAGAAACAUCCACCCGCCAAGGGGGCGAUGCAAAAAUUCUACAGGACAUUCUCAGUCGGCAACGAGACUUCCGAAACUAAAGGCAAAGUGACCGCGAUUGCCGCGUGCCUCGAGAAAAGAAUCAGUGAACCCGCAGUGAAACUUAACAGUGAUAAUGUGCAAAAGUUUUUAACUAAAAUCAACGUUAAUGAGACUUUUGUGAGUUCGCCCGAUAAACCGCGACACCACGCUUACGAAAAUGUAAACAUUGCCGGCGGGAGUGUACCACGGGAAGAGAAACUACUAGACGAGACUAAAGGAUACUGUUCGAUCUAUGAAAAUAUUACUGUACUCGGUAAGGUUACUGCUUCGAGGGCUGCACAAAAAGAGGCAAACAUAAACGCGGAAUCAAAACUUAAUAAAGCUCUUGAAUCUUUCGAUAAAAUACUAUCCGAAUUUUCAACAAGCACAUCGGAAUUCACUGUGAAUAAAACCGAAUUCAUUCCACCUAAAUUGCAAAAAUCGAAAACCUGUAGCAUCAUAGAAUCUCGCUGUAUUCUAAAACAGUCUAACUCCGGUCCUCAAAGUGACAGCAAGAAACGAAACACUGUUUCACGAAAUAAUUCUAUAGAUAAAACCACCAGUCUCUGGAAUCUUGACGACAUGAAAGGAAAAGAAUUAACAGCUCCUCUCAUGCCACUAACUCCGACACCUACAGACAAGAUGAACCCAGAUAAGUAUGCCACUUAUAAAAUAUCAUCUAAAAACUUGUCUCGAACGAACGGCAUUAAAAGCGAAGAGUUGAAAAAACUGGAUGUUAAAACAAGAAUAUUGAAGAAAACGUUAUCGAACCCGCCGUCGACUCCCGUUCCGGUUUUAUCAAAGACAAAACCAGUAACAAAAAAUGUCGUCAAAAAAGUGAGUGACCCAAAGAAAACAAAACCUAAGGUAUACACAGAUAAUGGAUCGACAAACACGAAAGCAUGUUUAGAACGGAGAGAGCCACCCAAAUCCCAGAUGCUUAAAGCUAAAAGUGUUUGGGAAAUAGGGAACGAGUCAAUGGUUUCAUCGAACUUAGAACGAACCAAGUCGACCACUUCUAUCGCGGGCUCUCCCAGCAAGAUCCCGGUGAUCAGGAGUCAGAUGCCACACAACAAGUUUAGCAGUACAAGGGCGCUAUUUUCUCCCACUCCGGUUGAUCUAAAUAAUAUAGACCAGGCCAGAGAGUGUGCUCAGAAAAAGAAGGUAAAUGCGCCUCGAAAAACUACAGACAAACCUGAUAUAAUUAAACAAAUAAAACAAAAGUCUUCACUCAAUCUCAAAUCGGACGUGAAGCGACAACAACUCGAUAAAGCAAAAAAAGACGACAAAAAAGUUCUUUCAGCUUCGACUCCGUCUAUACGAGAUUAUACGGAUGAAAUAAGCGCGAUGCGCGCUAAACUGCAGCAAAGAAAAAUAAAUAACAAAAGAGACAUUGUCACAGUGAUGCCGGAGCUCAAACGAAAUGGAAAUGAACCGGAUGAAAUUGAUUCGACACUAUCACCUGUCAAGUCCAUCGUAAAAAAAUUAGAGCUCAAGACUGCUAUGGAAUCAAAGGCGGAACCGGCACAGUUUAUCAACUGUAAGGUGAUCCCUGUCGUGCACAAGGAGUUUUGCGUGGCGAACACGACUUUUCAUAACCACUUGAGCACACUCGUCGGCCGACAAAUCAAGUACACGGAAUCCAGAGAUGACGUAAAAUCCGUGCAAGUUGACAAUAUAGUUCCAAAACACGCAGAGGAAAAGAUAUCGGACUCUCACUCGGACUGCAGCGACGACUCCGGUCACGUUUCCAACGAUGCCGCGAACGAUAACGACUCGGCUUUCGAUAACGUGCACGACAUGAGCCCUGUGCGCACCGAUAUCGACGAGGUGGAUUGCAAAAUUUUCGACGGUCCUAAACAGUUCAGGAUAGAUGUGUCCGAGAAUGCGAGGAGCGUGUGUCCCGUGGUGGGCCGCUGCGGGCGCGGCAUCGAGGUCGCUAGCGGUACCCGAGGCACCGAUGCUCCGAAAGUGGACGAACAGAUUAUGUUCCGCGGCGGCGUCGUCGGCGGGCUGGACGCGCGCCGCGACGCCGCGCUCGCGCGCGUUCUGGUCCGCCUGCAGGCGCGCGCGCGUGGUCUCAUCGCGCGCCGGCGCGCGCAGCGCCUGCGCACGCAGCACACGGCCGCGCGCUGCGUGCAGCGCAACGUGCGCGCGUUCCUCGCCGUGCGCGACUGGCCCUGGUGGCGGCUGCUCGUACGGGUUACACCGCUGCUGGCUGUGCACAGGACCGAGCAUCGGCUUAAGCAGGCGCAGGAGGAACUGGAGACCCUGCGAACUAAAGUGGAUAAGGUGGAAACCGAACGCACCCAUUUCAAGAAUGAAAACGAAAGGCUCGAAACAAAGCUGUCGGAGGUGGGCGGCGACUUGGCGGAGGAGCGCGCGGCGGCGGCGCUCGCCACCGAGCGCGCCGACGCCGAGGCCGCCGAGCGGCUGCGCAUCGAGCGCGACAACCGCGACCUGCUGGCGAACAACCAACGACUGCAGCAGGCAUCCGAACGUCUCGAGCUGGAGCUCCUGCACUGGCGUUCAGCCGACAACGGAGGCGCCGAGCCUUCCGACUCUGAGGGUUCAGAGGCCGACGCCACCGCCAACGGCGACAAGUACAAGAGGAGAUACGAGCAAGCUCACAGGGAGCUGCAGUUACUGCGGGCGCAGCUGCGUCGGCAACAUGAGGACGACCUCGAGCAACUUGUCACGGUUAAGAAGCAACUCGAGAAGAAGGUACAAGAUGCGUACGAGGAAGUGGAGGAGCAGAGGGCCGUGGCGGCGCAGUGGAAGCGAAAGCUGCAGAAGCUGACCAACGACAUGGCCGACCUGAGGUCGUUGCUCGACGAACAGACCUGCCGCAACAACUUGCUAGAGAAGCGGCAGCGCAAGUUCGACGCCGAGCUGCACGGGGCACAAGAAGAGCUGAAGAGAGAACGAGCUGCCAAGGAGCGCCUCUCGCGCGAGCGAGACCUCGCGCACGCCGACAAGUACGCGCUGGAGCAGAGCCUCUCUGAAGCUCGGCUAGAACUCGAGCUGAAAGAAGAACGCCUGACGGCGGCGCAGCGCGAGUUGGAGGAGCGAGGCGGCGGCGGGGACGAGGUGGCGGCUCUGAGGCGGACAAGGGCUGAGCUGGAACGAAGAGUUCGCGACCAGGAGGAGGAGUUAGACGACCUCGCCGGACAGAUACAGUUGCUGGAAAGUUCAAAGUUGCGCCUGGAAAUGUUGUUGGAGCAGCAACGCAAAGAGGCUCGCCUGGAGGCGGCCGCGCGCGAUGACGAGAUGGAGGAGACUCGUGCGAACGCGGCGAAGAAACUUAAAAUCCUGGAAUCCCAGCUGGAGAGCGAGCACUCGGAGCGCAGCCUGCUGCUCCGCGAGCGGCACGAGCUGGAGCGCCGGCUCGCGGCGCUGGAGGAGAGCGCCCGCGCCGAGACGCUCGAGCAGACGCAGCUGGUGCAGCGGCUCAAGAGAGACCUAAAGCGGUACCGCGCGUUGCUCCGCGACGCUCAGACCAUGCUGGAGCAAAAGGAAAAGGAGGGCGGAGCCAAGACACAGAUCAGGCAACUUAAGAACCAGGUGGAAGACCUCGAGUUAGCAGUCCGCGCGGCCACGAAGGCGAAGCAGGCGGCCGAGGCAGAGGCGAGCGAGGCAACCGCCGCGCUGGAGGAGGCGAACCGCGCACGCAACGAGGCGGCUGAGCGCGCGCUCACCGCCACGAGAGACGCGGCGACGGCACGCGCCGCGCUCGACGAUGCGGAGGAGGAGGCGGCUGAGUUGUUAAAGAAAUACCGCGGCAGCACGAGCGCGUUAUGCGCGGCGCAGGCUGAAGCGCGGGAGGCAGCCGCCAAAGCCGAGGCGGCCACCGAGGAGGCGAGGCAAGCGCGAGACAAACUCGCCGAGCUCGCGCAACGCCUCGCCAGUGCCGAGGCAGGGCAUUCACAUACGCAACACGAGGCAGAGCGGCGACUGCAGCUAAGGAACAAGGAGCUGGAGUCCAGCUUAGAACUGGAAGCGACGUCACGCGCACGGCUGGAAGGCCAGCUGGCGCGGCUGCGCGACGCGCACGAGCAGCUGGCUAAUGAGCUGGCACAAGCACGCGCGCGCGAGCAGCAGGCCGCCGACGACCAGCGCAAGCUUGCGAGGCAACUCAGAGAGCUAAAAGAAGAAAACUCCUUGCUAAACGCGAAGCUGAGCGAGGCAGGCCGCGCCAAAUGCGUGGCCGAGGCGGCGGCGGCGGCGGCGGCCGGCGAGGCGGCGGCGGCGCGCGACGCGGCCCGGCUGGCGGCGCGGCGCGCGCACGCGCUGCAGGAGGCCAUCGCCGGCGACCUGUCCAGCCCGGGCGACGAUGCGCCCGAUGACAGUGACAACGAUAGCUACAGCUCGGACGAGUCGAUCGGCACGUUCCUCGCGAACCACAAGUUGAGCCCGUCCGCGCCCUCCCGCAAUAGUAUGCAGCUCGACUCGCAGAAGUCGGCGACCCCAGAGGGCCGCGCGUCGCGCUCUAGCGCGGGUUCAGUCUCGAAGCCGCUGAGCCCCACGAAGGAGUCGUUCGCAUAACAGCCGCCCGCCGCCGCCGGCCUGCUCGGCGCGCUGCCCGCUCAGCUCCUCUGCGCGGUCUUCUGCGCCCGUCCGCGGCGAACAGAACACACAGUGCUGGACUAGACACGUACACACACACCACGGUUGCAAUUGUCAAUGUUAAUACUAAGGAUCCCACUUCUGAAAUCGCAGGAGAUAUCCCACUUCUGAUGUCGUCUUUUCCACCUCGAAAGUGACAAUGCUAAGAAUAACCAGUGUUGAAGUGACGCUUGAUACAGAAUAGUCCCACUCUGAUGUCUUAGAAGAAAAUAUUCCUCUUCUGAUGUUGCAGACUAUUCUAGCUCUACAUAUGCUAUUCCUUAUAUAGAAUUUACGCCUAAUGUGGAGCUUUAAAUAUAUGGUGCAGCGAGAGCGCAGCGAAUCGAAUGAUAUACUCUGCUUCCGAGGUGAUGGAGAGUGCUACUGUCAUAAAUUAUUUGAGAUAGCACUCUAUUUUACUCUUUGGUCUAAAAUAUAGGGAAUUUUACCUUCUUGGACGUCUAAAGAGUAAACUGACAAAAUAUAUACUCAUUUUAAAGCGUCGUCCGAUGAAUGAUCUAUGAAUAAACCCAUUUACAAUUGCAAUUAAGUGUAAAAAGUGUCUGUGUCCAUUAUAGUGAACCGUCACCGUGGCGUGAAAAGACAAUGAGUUUAAAAUAUAUUAGUGUCGAAUUGAAUAAAGUAUUAUUAACAGUGCUUGGAAUUACAGUAUCGAUUAGACUGCUCAACUUAAUAAACUUUUUCAGAAUCUUUUAUAUGAGCUUUGAUAUACACAAUAGCCUAAAUGAAUUUGUAACUUUAACACGUUUUGAUAUUGAUUAUAAUUAGAAACACUAUUUAUACAGUUGCGUGCGUGUUGUGUGCCCGAGAAGAUGAAAAAAUGAAAAUGAAUGCAUUCCAGAAUAUUUAUUAUCUUUGUUCUUCUUGGUGCGACACGCACUGCCCGCUUUUUCUCCGUAGCCACACUGUUCUUCGACCCUAUAUUAUAAGUCUGUCAAGCCAUUUCCGUCAGUAGAAAAAAGCGGCAAAUUAAAAAAGGCUCGAAGGAUUAUCGUCCAAUAGAAAAUUUGAAUUUCGCGCCUUUUUCUACUGACAACUGACAGACUAUAUGUAAUAUGACGUAGAUUUUUCCAUAGAGCAUUUUGUCUAUGAUUAAUGUUGUUAGCUGCGUGCGACCAGCCAGUAUUUAGACGAGUCGUCGAGGCGAGAUCUUACAAAGUAAUGUUAGGUUCUUUGUUAUUUAGUUAGCUAACUUUUGUAAAUAACUAGAUGGCAUAAACAUUUUAUUAUUUAAUUUGUAAUAUUUGUGUGAUCAGACUGUUAUUCUAUGAUUUAUUUGUUACAAGCGAGUUGUUACUUUAUGAACAAUCAAACAUAUCUGUUAGGUAAAUAGAUUUUUUUAUUUAUCCUUUUUGACUGGUUUGUUUUACUUAUAAUUUUAAAUGAAUUAAAUCUAGUGAAUGUAUCCAUUAUAAAUCGUUAUAUAUUCCUCAUAAUAAUUAUAAUUAUUAUACUCCAUUACUUCUAAAAACUUCAUUCUAUUUAUACCUAUGUAGCUAUGUGUCUGUAACCAUGAUAUGUGUAAAGUAUGAUAUGUGAUGAAAUGUUACUGCAUUCAAUACUGGUUGUAAAGUGAAACUAUUUAAAAUAAAGUAACAGAAAUAAAUUA